Messenger RNA from Impatiens glandulifera, 2829 nucleotides. Its product is annotated as calcium permeable stress-gated cation channel 1-like. Lineage: Eukaryota; Viridiplantae; Streptophyta; Magnoliopsida; Ericales; Balsaminaceae. Gene Ontology annotation, molecular function: calcium-activated cation channel activity. The record is from RefSeq and is a predicted model, not a curated record. Bases 370 to 2685 code for a protein of 771 amino acids. Gene Ontology annotation, cellular component: plasma membrane. The transcript is spliced from 9 exons.
CAAAAUAACUUUUUUCAUAAUAAGUUACAUAAUAAUGGCGAAGAAUCUGGAAGGAAGGAAAAGGAAGUUAUAAAGGUGGUGAGUGUUAGUAAUAAAGUAGGUACUAGUGUUAGAAACUGGCGAAGAAUCUAGAAGGAAUGCUAAAAGAUGAUGAAUUGAAGAUCUGCAACUUGGAAAACACUUGACCUGAGGUUGAAGACGGAAUAUUGUUCUUGCUUUCCUUCAUACCAUCAAGCAAACGUAUGCAAUCUUCUACUUCUCUUUCUUUCUUUCUAUACAAACCUUCGAUUCUUCCUUCUCCCCCGCUGAUUCAAGGAUUAGAUAACUAAAAACGUUUUAAGGAAAGUUGAUUAGUUUGGGGGAAAUUGUAUGGCUACACUUGGAGAUAUUGGAUUGGCAGCAGCUAUCAAUAUCCUUACUGCUCUUAUUUUCUUGGUGGCAUUUGCGGUUUUAAGGCUUCAACCUUUCAAUGAUAGAGUAUAUUUCCCUAAAUGGUACAUUCGAGGUUUAAGAUGCAGUCCAACAAGCUCAGGAGCAGCACUUGUUAGCAAGUUUGUUAAUAUUGAUCUUAGAUCAUAUCUUAAGUUUCUGAACUGGAUUCCAGAGGCACUUAAAAUGCCAGAACGCGAGCUUAUUGAUCAUGCAGGGUUGGAUUCUGCUGUUUACUUGCGGAUUUACCUUCUAGGACUUAAAAUCUUUGUUCCUAUUACCAUCUUUGCUUGGGUAAUCUUGGUUCCUAUCAACUGGACAAACGACACUUUAGAAAUAGCCUAUAAGGUUUCCAAUGUUACCUACAGUGAGAUCGAUAAGCUUUCAAUUUCCAACAUUCCUCCUGGAUCAAACAGAUUUUGGGCUCAUAUCGCGAUGGCUUAUGUAUUCACGUUUUGGACUUGCUAUAUUUUAAAGACUGAAUAUGAGAAUGUUACCUCAAUGAGGUGGCAUUUUCUAGCUUCAGAGAGUCGUCGUCCAGACCAAUUCACUGUUCUUGUUCGCAAUGUUCCACCUGAUUCGAAUGAAUCUGUUAAAGAGUGUGUGGAGCACUUUUUCAUGGUUAACCAUCCAGAUCAUUAUAUUUGCAAUCAGGUUGUUUAUAAUGCAAACAAACUUACAAAACUUGUGGAGGAGAAAAAGAGGAAGCAGAAUUGGCUUGAUUAUUUUCUGCUAAGAUAUUCUAGAAAUCCAUCAAUGCGGCCUACCACAAAGACUGGAUUCCUUGGUCUCUGCGGAACAAAAGUGGAUGCUAUCGAUCACAGAACAUCUGAGAUCGAAAGAUUAUCCAAGGAGAUAGUUAUCGAGAGAGAAAAUGUUGCGAACAACCCAAAGAGUACUAUGCCAGCAUCUUUUGUAUCCUUUAAAUCUCGAUGGGCUGCAGCGGUCAGUUCACAAACCCAACAAUCCAGGAAUCCAACUGUAUGGUUAACAGAAUGGGCUCCAGAGCCUUGUGACAUUUAUUGGAAGAAUCUAGCAAUUCCAUAUGUUGAACUGUCUGUCAGGAGGCUUAUUAUUGCUGUUGCCUUCUUUUUCCUAACGUUCUUCUUUAUGAUCCCAAUCACUUUGGUUCAAUCUCUUGCAAACAUUGAAGGCAUUGAGAAAGUGGCCCCAUUUCUGAAACCCAUCAUCGAAGUGAAAUUCAUCAAGGCGUUCAUCCAAGGUUUUCUACCAGGGAUUGCUCUGAAGCUAUUUCUAAUCUUUCUACCAACAAUACUAAUGAUGAUGUCCAAAUUUGAAGCAUUUAUAAGUAUAUCAUCUCUAGAGAGGAGAUCCGCUACUCGAUAUUAUCUUUUCAACUUUGUGAAUGUAUUCCUUGGCAGUGUAAUUGCCGGGUCAGCCUUUCAACAGUUGGAUUCUUUCAUUCACCAAUCCCCGAAACAAAUCCCUGAGACCAUUGGUGUUGCAAUCCCGCAGAAGGCUACUUUCUUCAUGACAUAUAUAAUGGUUGAUGGAUGGGCUGGUACUGCCGGGGAGAUAUUAAGAUUAAAACCAAUGAUAAUCUUCCAUUUAAAGAAUUUCUUCUUAGUGAAGACUAAAAAAGACAGAGAAGAGGCCAUGGACCCUGGAAGUCUUGGAUUCAAUACGGGUGAACCUCAAAUACAGCUCUAUUUCUUACUCGGCCUUAUUUACGCGACUGUGACACCAACUCUCCUCCCAUUUAUCCUGGUGUUCUUUGCUUUCACUUACGUCGUGUUUCGCCACCAGAUUAUAAAUGUUUAUAAUCAAGAAUACGAAAGUGGUGGAGCAUUCUGGCCUGAUGUCCAUGGAAGGAUAGUUGCUGCUAUGGUUAUAGCUCAGCUGUUACUGAUGGGUCUAUUGAGUACAAAAUCAUCUGCGCAAUCAACACCUUUUAUAAUUAUCCUUUCUGUACUGACCAUUUCGUUCCAUAAGUUCUGUAAAGGAAGAUACGAACCUGCAUUUGUCAGAUACCCGUUACAGGAAGCUAUGAGCAAAGAUACGCUAGAACAUGCGAAGGAACCGAAUUUUAAUCCGAAGGGAUAUCUUCAAAAUGCUUACUUGCAUCCGAUAUUCAAAGGAGAAGAAGACGAUGAUGAAUAUGAUGAUGAUGAUGGGGAUCAGAAAUGGGAUCAUGAGAGCGUUAUUGUACCUACCAAACGCCAGUCAAGAAGAAACACUCCAGCCCCUAGCAAGAGGAGUGGUAAUUCGUCGCCUUCUUUUUCUGGGGCCAUUUAAUAAAUGAAUGAUUGGUUUUCCCCUUCUUUUUAGCCAUGUAUAAUUUGAGUUUUCUAUCUGAAAAUCGACCGAUUUGAAAGAGGAACUUAGAUUGUUGUUAUAAAACUUCGUGCAUAAAUGUGAAAAUCGAGGACGUUGGGAAAA